AUGGCUUCGCCAACUGCAAUUCCUAACCCCGAAAAGUCUGCCCACUACCGCCACAAGCCUUCGACCGUGGCGCCCGUCGACCUCUCGAGCGAGAUCCGCACCAGCGAAGGUCAGAGGCUCUCGUUUUCGCCUCCCGUCUCGUACUACUCGCGCUCCUCGGCUCCCGCCACGGGCCUGCGCAUUCCUACGGGCAUGACUUCCACCAUGGGGCCCUCGAGCCCCACCAACCGCUUCUCCAUGGGCUUCAGCCCCACCGCAUCCAAGAACGACGACGCGCGCAUGUCGCCUCCGCAGUGCCACACGCGCGCGCGCUCCCAGACCACCAUCGGCGCAGGCACCAUCGCCUCGAGCACCGAGCCUUGGGAUGCCGGCCGCAUCGACACGCGAUCGUCGGCGCUGAGCGACUCGGUGGGCUCGCAGUCGUCGUCGUUUGUGUCUGCCUCGGACCUGUCGUUUUCACGUUCGCCUACGAGCCCCACCAGCUCGCUCUCUUCGUCGGCGGCCGCGGGCUACUCGCUGGGCCGAGUGCCGUCGCUGCCGCUGGGUGCAUCGUACGAGCAGGCGCAGAAGCGAUUCAACAGCGGCAGCUGGGGCCAAAAGAUGGGCUGGAUGGGCUCCAUGCGCUCCAACCCGCUCUCGCCCACGCUCACGCGCACCAGCAUCGACGAGGGCAGUGCCGUGGGCGACGCCAACGCCAACACCAACGGUCCCAUGGGCGGUCUGCUGCGACGCUUUAGCCUGAGCGGCAACUCGUACCGCGCGCCUUCCACUUCGGUGUCGUCGAAUGCACCGGUGGCGCCUGCGUUCGAGACGGCGCCGAAUGCGGCGGCCAUCCCGCGAUCGGCGUCGCCCAAGACGAUCCCCGUGACGCGCGACUCGGGCGUGUGCUUUUCGGAGCGCAUGGACGAGCCCAAGCCCGUGGCGCGCGGCAGGCAGCCGAGCUUCAGCGGCAACACCAAGCGCAAGCCCAGCCCCAUGGGCGAGCGUCUCCUCAUGGGCCACUUUAACGCGCACUGA
This is a messenger RNA of Moesziomyces antarcticus, 1017 nucleotides long. RefSeq lists its product as uncharacterized. Bases 1 to 1017 code for a protein of 338 amino acids. Lineage: Eukaryota; Fungi; Basidiomycota; Ustilaginomycetes; Ustilaginales; Ustilaginaceae. The record is from RefSeq and is a predicted model, not a curated record. The transcript has a single exon.